Molecule: messenger RNA, 1476 nt
Organism: Hyalella azteca
Lineage: Eukaryota; Metazoa; Arthropoda; Malacostraca; Amphipoda; Hyalellidae
Product: exoglucanase GH7B
Exons: 2
Coding region: 35-1405 (456 amino acids)
Biological process (GO): carbohydrate metabolic process
Molecular function (GO): hydrolase activity, hydrolyzing O-glycosyl compounds
Source: RefSeq, a predicted model, not a curated record
CAGUUUUUGCACUGAGCUCCCGCGGAUCCUCAACAUGAAGUCAUCUUUCGUAAUCCUAUUGCUCGCCCUGGGCCUUUGUUAUGGCCAGAAAAAGGGAACGCAGACCCAAGAGCUUCAUUUAGACAUGCCCAUUUCUAAUUGCGAAUCUGGAUCAUGCUCAACUCAAGCCACAAAAAUUACUAUUGAUUCCAACUGGCGCUGGACUCACGACAUCAGCAGUGCCACCAACUGCUACACCGGCAACGAGUGGUCAUCGCAGUUCUGCCCUGACUCUGAUACAUGCACCGCCAACUGCGCCAUCGACGGAGUUGAUCAGAACACUUGGACUGGGACUUACGGCAUCACCGCCGGGGGAGGUUCAGUUACCUUGAAGUUCGUUACUCAUGGUCCUUACUCCACCAACAUUGGCAGCAGGUUGUACCUCUUGGAAUCUGACUCCGCUUACCGCAUGUUCCACCUCAAGAAUAGGGAAUUCUCCAUUGAUGUCGAUUCGUCUAAUCUUCCCUGUGGACUUAACGGCGCUAUGUACUUUGUUGAGAUGGACCAAGAUGGCGGCUUGUCAGAAUAUCCCACAAAUGAAGCCGGAGCUGCAUAUGGUACUGGUUACUGUGAUGCACAAUGUCCUCAUGACAUGAAAUUCAUCGCUGGUAAGGCCAACUGCGAUGAGUGGGUGCCAUCAGCCGACGAUCCGAACUCAGGAACUGGCAAGUACGGAAUUUGCUGCCCUGAGAUGGACAUCUGGGAAGCAAACAGCCAAGCCCAGUCCUUUACCAGCCAUCCUUGCAACGUCGAUGGAUACACUCCAUGCACAGGAACAGACUGCGGGGACAACGGCGCCGACCGGUACAGCGGAGUUUGCGACAAGGACGGCUGUGACUUCGCUGCCUACAGGAACGGCGUUCAUGAUUUCUAUGGACCUGGAAUGACCGUCGACUCAUCAAAGAAAGUAACUCUCGUCACUCAGUUCAUCACUUCUGAUGGAACCGAUAAUGGUGAUCUCGUAGAAGUGCGUCGUAUUUUCAUCCAAGAUGGACAGACGAUCCAGAACACUGCAGUGAACUUCCCUGGCGUUACAGCCUACGAUUCCAUCACAGAGGAAUACUGCCAUGAAAUAAAGAGUUUCUUUGGUGACUUCGACGAUCAUUCAGCCAAGGGAGGACUGAAGGCCAUGGGUGACUCUCUGGGUCGCGGACACGUUCUGGUCAUGAGUCUCUGGGACGAUCACUACGCCCAUAUGUUGUGGCUCGAUAGCUCCUACCCUACCACCGGCGAUCUGAAUGCCCCUGGGGUACUGCGAGGUCCCUGCCCAACAACUGGUGGUGUGCCCUCUGAGCUGGAGAACCAGUAUGCCGACGCUUCGGUUACCUUCUCCAACAUUAAGAUUGGACCCAUCCAGACCUAUUAGACCAUCAUGAACCAUUCCGGACCAUCCAAAUCAAGUCGAAUAUACAAUGAGAAUACAAUAAUUCAAUUUGA